AAUAAGCAUGUAAAAGACAUGAACAUCACCUGCCAUAAUCCUAUAAGCUGCAAUGUAGCGAGGCAUUUGCGGGAUGUUACAUAGCUGAUAGUCGGCGGUAUUCGGAGAGAUGUAUGCUUUCAGCCCACAUUGCACUGGAAAAUGUCUGCGUCUCUGGAAGUACAAAAUCCGUACGUUGUACACACAUUCGUCUGCUCAGAAAUGGUUCGGAGCAAUUCUCUGCGGGAGCCACGGCGUAAUGCAAAACGUCCAACCUACACAUCUGAAUCAGGCUGUGCCCUUCAGUACUAAGAAGGAAAGAAUUGAUAUGUCCGAAUAUAGCAUUGAAUAUAUUAGGAAUUUUAGCAUAAUAGCCCACGUGGACCAUGGUAAAAGUACACUUGCGGACAGACUACUUGAAAUAACGGGGUGUAUUCCAACAGCCUCCUCCAAUAAGCAGGUUCUUGAUAAGCUCCAGGUGGAAAGAGAAAGAGGCAUUACAGUGAAGGCUCAGACUGCAUCCCUUUUUUACACUUUUGAAGGAAAAAAAUACCUCUUGAACCUUAUCGACACACCGGGCCAUGUCGAUUUUAGCUAUGAAGUAUCUAGGUCUUUGUCCGCUUGUCAAGGUGUCUUACUUGUGGUUGACGCAAAUGAGGGCAUUCAAGCACAGACUGUGGCAAACUUCUUUCUCGCUUUUGAAGCACAGCUUUCAAUUAUCCCCGUCAUAAACAAGAUUGACUUAAAAAACGCAAAUCCAGAGAGAGUGGAGAGACAAAUUGAAAAAAUGUUUGACAUUCCACCAAGUGAUUGUAUCAGGAUCUCUGCAAAGUACGGAACAAACGUGGAGCAAGUUCUUAAAGAAGUUAUUAAAAGACUCCCACCGCCAAGAAUUGAGCAGAACAGCCCUCUUAAAGCCCUGCUCUUUGACUCCACCUUUGAUCAUUAUAGAGGAGUGGUAGCCAAUGUUGCCCUCUUUGGUGGGGAGGUGAGCAAAGGCCACAAAAUUGUGGCUGCUCACUCCGGGAAGAACUAUGAAGUCAGUGAGGUUGGCAUACUGACUCCUGAGGAACUGCCAGCUGAUAAAUUGUACGCUGGUCAGGUGGGGUAUCUAGUAGCUGGAAUGAAAGAAGUACAAGAAGCACAAAUAGGAGACACACUGUAUUCAUACAAGCAGCCAGUGGCGCCACUGCCAGGGUUUAAAGCCGCAAAGCCAAUGGUGUUUGCAGGUAUGUUUCCGGUGGACCAAUCAGAAUAUAACAAUUUGAAAAGCGCUUUGGAGAAGCUGACGCUGAAUGAUUCCAGCGUGUCUGUUACCCGGGACAGCAGUGCAGCACUUGGAGCAGGAUGGAGGUUAGGUUUUCUUGGGCUUCUACAUAUGGAGGUUUUUAACCAACGUCUGGAGCAGGAAUACAAUGCUUCCGUGAUAAUGACCUCACCAACAGUCCCAUACAAAGCAGUGCUUUCCUCACCAAAACUUAUCAAGGAAUAUGGAGCACAAGAAAUUACAAUUGUAAAUCCCUGUGAGUUUCCUGAUAAGACUGUAGUGUCAGAAUACCUUGAACCUAUGAUACUGGGCACAGUCAUCACUCCAGACGAGUUCCUCUCAAAGAUAAUGUCACUUUGCCAGUCCCGGCGUGCUGAACACAAAAGUUUUGUCUAUAUUGACGAGCACAGGAUCAUGCUGAAAUUUCUGUUUCCUUUAAAUGAAGUGGUGGUGGAUUUUUAUGAUAACCUAAAGUCUCUGUCAUCUGGAUAUGCAAGUUUUGAUUAUGAGGAUGCAGGUUACCAAGCAGCUGACCUGAUAAGAAUGGAUAUUUUAUUGAAUGGGCGCUCUGUGGAAGAACUAGUGACUAUAGUACAUAGGGAAAAAGCCUAUUCAGUCGGUAAAUCAAUCUGUGAAAGGUUACAAGAUGCUAUUCCAAGACAACUGUUUGAAAUCGCUGUACAAGCAGCUAUUGGAAGUAAGGUCAUCGCAAGAGAAACAAUUAAAGCAUACAGAAAGAACGUUUUGGCAAAAUGUUAUGGAGGUGAUAUCACCAGAAAGAUGAAGCUUCUGAAGAAGCAAGCUGAAGGAAAGAAGAAACUGAGGAAAAUUGGCAAUGUGGAAGUUCCAAAAGAUGCAUUUAUCAGUGUGUUAAAAAGAAAGACGGACAAAUGACACCAUGAACUGUCUAUAUGCCCCCCCCACAUAUUCUACAAUGAACACGAUGCAUCAGACCAUGCUUCCUCCACAGUUUAUCUUCUGUAUGACUCAUGUUUAAAAUGAAAGUAUAGGAGGAAAAUGGCCUAUUAUUAGAAAAUCUAGGGCCCAUUCAGACUAAUGUGGCCUCUUCC
This is a messenger RNA of Nanorana parkeri, 2316 nucleotides long. It is a transcript of the gene GUF1, whose product is annotated as GUF1 homolog, GTPase. NCBI's taxonomy places the organism in Eukaryota, Metazoa, Chordata, Amphibia, Anura, Dicroglossidae. Gene Ontology annotation, biological process: positive regulation of translation. Gene Ontology annotation, molecular function: GTPase activity; GTP binding; mitochondrial ribosome binding. The coding region runs from base 110 to 2140 and encodes 676 amino acids. Gene Ontology annotation, cellular component: mitochondrion. The transcript is spliced from 17 exons. The record is from RefSeq and is a predicted model, not a curated record.